Molecule: messenger RNA, 1870 nt
Organism: Exophiala xenobiotica
Lineage: Eukaryota; Fungi; Ascomycota; Eurotiomycetes; Chaetothyriales; Herpotrichiellaceae
Exons: 6
Coding region: 156-1532 (458 amino acids)
Molecular function (GO): monooxygenase activity; FAD binding
Source: RefSeq, a predicted model, not a curated record
CGCUGUUCAGUGUGGCGUAAAGGCCGAGGGGCUUUGGUUAAAAAUCUUUUGGGUGGUAAGCUCGAGGUGAACGCACUGCAAAACUGAUUGCUCUUGCAUAAUUGCUAUUUGCGCAGCCUCUUGUUCUAUUCGAUAUCGUCACUGAUCAACACGCCAUGGGGUUGAAAAUCAUCGUUGUGGGAGCUGGUAUUGCCGGCCUCACUGCUGCUUUGGCUCUGCGACAAGCAGGCCAUUCCGUCGAGAUCUUCGAGCGGUCGAAAUUUGCAAAGGAGGUGGGAGCGGCUUUGGGCUUGACACCGAAUGGAUCGCGCGUCCUCGACAAGCUGGGGUUCUCAUUCACUCGCGCCCGUGCAAGGGAGAUCACCAGCUGGGAUAUCAUCGACGGUGUGACGCUCAAGCUCGCCAAAAGCAUGGAUUUCACCGGGCUGCGGAAACAAUUUGGUUUCUCGGCCUAUGCGGUUCACCGCGUGGACUUCCACACAGAGCUGCUGCACCUAGCUCAGCAACCGGGCACUGCUGGUGAAGAGGCAGUGGCCUUGCACCUCUCUUCUCCUGUAGUGGAUGGCGACCCGGUAGAAGGCUGGAUCAUGCUGGAAGACGGGUCGAAGCAUUAUGCCGAUAUCAUUGUUGCGGCGGAUGGCAUCCAUUCGGUGCUCAGGUCUUUGGUGACAGGGUCCAAGGACAAGCCGCAUUCGACCGGACUCAGCGCUUUCAGGUUCUUGCUUCCCACUGAGACCAUGUGCAAUGACCCGGCUCUCCAGGAUCUGAUGGAGUGGAAGACCACGGGAGCCGCGACUCUCGCAGAUCCCAACGACCCAUUGCCGAAGCGGCACAUGAUGUGGUAUGACUGUCAAGACGGUGAAGUUCAAAACUUCGUGGGCAUAACUGCUUCGCGCGACAUCCCCAUAGGAAAAGAUGGAAGUCCUGAUUUCAAUGCUGCGAUGCUGGAAGACUUUGAAGCCUACCACGCGGACCUGAAGCACGUAAUCGAGAUUGCUGAGAAUGUCACCUGCUGGCCUCUGAGCAUCCAUGAUCCGCUCCCGUCUUGGACCAAGGGCAAGAUGGUACUGGUCGGCGACGCAGCUCAUCCCAUGCUCCCAUUCGGUGGACAAGGGUCCAACCAGGCCAUCGAAGAUGCAGGUGCCCUCGGACUCGUGCUGGCCUCUGUCAAUGACCCUGCCGAAGUGUCAGCGCGGCUGAAAGUGUUCGAGAACGUCCGCAUCAACCGAGUCUCGAUAAUUCAGACUUUGUCCAUGGUAAGGGCGGGAAAUGAGAAGAACGUCGAAGAAGCACUCAAGAAGUAUUACCCUCCGGGCGCUAAGAUCCCUGGUUCUUUCCCCGAGCGCAAUUGGGACGCUUUCAGUCAUAAUGUCCUCCAAGCGGCUGCCGAUGCUUUGGUGGAGGCAAAGAAGCAAACGCCCACCGAACCUCAACACGGCCAGGAGCUCCCAAACUUCAAUGCAGAGGCAUACCUUCUGCCACAGCUGACGAGGGAUUAUUUGAGCAGUCAAACGACACCGCAACUGGCGUAAGGGCGUUAAUGAGUGGCCCUUGCAACAAGCACAGGCUGCGUUGAUGCGGAAGGGGAAUCACUUAUGUAGAAGUAGACCGUCAUCGGAGGAUACGUGCAAAGAGCGCCAGAGCAGCCCCGUACUUAGUCCGUGAAGCGACGAUCAAUGGAGUUGACCCCAUAUUGCAUAGAAACGUGCUCGUUGUCAUAGCCUCGAGCAUGAUUUCUCGCUUGCUCGCCCCUUGUUUGUCCAGAAAUUCCAGAUAGGUAGCUACCUACCAGGUAAUGAGGGGGGGAUGAUCAUCAAAGAAGGUUUGAAAAGAUUCGCUGUUGCUGACGAGCCUAGAGACUGCAAGCCUA